Messenger RNA from Brassica napus (rape), 1852 nucleotides. RefSeq names its product mannan endo-1,4-beta-mannosidase 3-like. Gene Ontology annotation, molecular function: hydrolase activity, hydrolyzing O-glycosyl compounds. The transcript is spliced from 4 exons. The record is from RefSeq and is a predicted model, not a curated record. NCBI's taxonomy places the organism in Eukaryota, Viridiplantae, Streptophyta, Magnoliopsida, Brassicales, Brassicaceae. Bases 42 to 1289 code for a protein of 415 amino acids.
AGACAAUAGAGAACAAAAGCAAAAACAAAGUAAAUAACAAAAUGAAGUGUUUGUGUUUGAUCGUGUUUCUAGCGUUUGUGAUCACACACAGCUACAACGAUCUAGAAGUAGAAGCUGCGUCAAGUGAUGGUUUCGUGAGUAGGAAAGGAGUCCAGUUCAUUCUGAACGGUGAACCAUUUUACGCCAAUGGAUUCAAUGCCUACUGGCUCAUGUACGAAGCCACCGAUCCGAACACAAGGUACAAGGUCACACAUGCCCUUGAGAACGCGGCCGGUCAGGGUCUGACCAUCGCACGCACGUGGGGAUUCCGUGAUGGCGGUUACCGUGCUCUCCAAACCAACCUUGGUUCCUACGAUGAACAAACGUUUCAGGGUUUGGAUUUUUCGAUAGCCGAAGCAAAAAGAGUCGGUAUAAAAAUGAUAAUCGCAUUUGUCAAUAACUUUCCUGACUUCGGAGGAAAGAAACAAUACGUGGCUUGGGCUAAAGAUAAAGGCCAAGCCGUAACAUCCGAAGACGAUUUCUACACCAACGCUUUUCUUAAACAAGCAUACAUGAACCACGUCAAGACUGUGUUGAACAGAGUGAAUACAUUUACCAAAGUUGCAUACAAAGAUGAACCAACCAUUAUGGCUUGGGAGCUCAUGAAUGAGCCACAAUGCAGAGCAGAUACAAGUGGGAAAACCCUUACGGCCUGGAUUAGUGAAAUGGCUUCUUACGUAAAAUCACUUGACUCAAAGCAUCUCCUAUCUACCGGAUCUGAAGGCUUCUAUGGUCAAUCAACUCCUCAAAGAAUGACUUCUUUAAAUCCGGUUGCAGCCAACAUUGUUGGAAGCGAUUUCAUCGCUAAUCACAAUAUUGAUGCCAUUGAUUUCGCAUCCGUUCACUCUUACCCUGACACAUGGUUUCCUAAGUUAGAUGAGAAAUCUCUAUUGGACUACUUAAGAAAAAAUCUCGCAGGCCACAUCGAAGAUGCGCAAAACGUUCUUAAAAAACCUCUCAUUCUAGGAGAAUUUGGGAAACCAUCGGAUGCACCAGGCUAUACUCAGGCUCAGAGAGAUGCCGUCUUCACUACAGCGUUCGACAUCAUUUACGUGUCUGCCCAAAAAGGCGGUGCUGCUGCAGGAGCAUUGUUUUGGCAUCUUAUUAGCGACGAUAUGAACAACUUCAGAGAUGCCUACUCCAUUUCACUUAGUGAAAAAUCUUCGACUAUUAAUAUCAUUGGUCAGCAGUCACGAAAGAUGAAUUUGAUUGGUGGAAAAGGAAAGCCAGGUCGCAAAAACAAAAUUUGAUAUUUUAAAAGGUUAUUCUAUAAUAAUUUGAUCAUUUUAUUUUCAUUAUCAAUUGUAACAAAUAAGUUAAGUGACAAAAUUAAAUUCAGUGUACACUGAAAUGAUAUCCAGUUCCUCAAUUUAUAUAUCCUUAACUUGUCUCAUGCCUUCACAUAAACAUACUCAUUAAACCAAAAUCAUGUUAAAAGAAGAUUAAGUAGCUUAACUACAUACGAUUACCUCAAUAUUUUAAGCUGAAUAUUUUAAAUUAUAUUAUGGAAUUAGAUCUUAAGUUGCAUCAUUCAAGCACAUGCCUAAUCUCUUUCUAUAAGUUUUGAAGUCACGCAAAUGCCUAACAUCUUCAAUUGAAUCAUUAAAAUACCUGCCUAAGACACAUUAGUUAUUGUGUAGAAAAAAUCUCACAUCCAAUUUCCUCUAUGGAUUGACCAGUUCAAUUUUAAAAACACAUGCUUAAACAUACUCAUUAAACCAGUGCACUGAAAUGAUAUCCAGUUCCUCAAUUCAUAUAUAACUUCCUAAACUUGUCUCAUACCUUCACAUAAGCAUACUCAUUAAACCAAUAU